Molecule: messenger RNA, 1186 nt
Organism: Syngnathus acus (greater pipefish)
Lineage: Eukaryota; Metazoa; Chordata; Actinopteri; Syngnathiformes; Syngnathidae
Gene: lin7b
Product: lin-7 homolog B (C. elegans)
Exons: 6
Coding region: 184-846 (220 amino acids)
Biological process (GO): maintenance of epithelial cell apical/basal polarity; neurotransmitter secretion; protein localization to basolateral plasma membrane
Cellular component (GO): synapse; basolateral plasma membrane; cell-cell junction
Molecular function (GO): L27 domain binding
Source: RefSeq, a predicted model, not a curated record
GUACGCGCACACCCCCGCGUAUACGUCACCACUCAUCCGCUCGUAAAGCGCUUCUCCUGUCUUUGCGCUGCACUUGCCUGUACUCGCUCCCCACUCCCCCGGUCCGACGUCUCCCUAACAAUGGAGCAGGCGAUGCUGUGAAGAAGAGACGGUUUGACAAACAAGCAGGCCAGCACGCGCACUAUGAUGUCCUCUUACUACCAUCCAGCCAAGGAUACAGACAUGGCGGCCAUGGCUGAACCGCUCUGCUUAGAAAGAGAUGUGUCUCGGGUGAUUGAGCUGUUGGACCGACUCCAGCGCAGAGGUGAAUUGCCUCCUCCCAAAUUACAGGCCCUGCAAAGAGUGCUGCAAAGCAAAUUUUGCGCUGCUAUCAGAGAGGUGUACGAGCAGCUGUAUGACACUCUCGACAUUGUCGGAGGACCAGAGGUGCGAGCGCAGGCGACAGCCAAGGCCACCGUGGCAGCGUUUGCUGCCAGCGAGGGCCACGCUCAUCCACGGGUGGUGGAGCUGCCCAAGACAGACGAGGGUUUGGGUUUCAAUAUCAUGGGGGGCAAAGAGCAGAACUCCCCCAUCUACAUCUCCAGAGUGAUACCCGCCGGGGUGGCUGAUCGUCAGGGGGGCCUGAAGAGAGGAGACCAGCUGCUAUCUGUCAAUGGCGUGACUGUGGAGGGGGAGCACCAUGAGAAGGCUGUGGAGCUGUUGAAGGCCGCCCAGGGCUCUGUCAAGCUGGUGGUGCGUUACACCCCAAAGGUCCUUGAGGAAAUGGAAGCUCGCUUUGAGAAAAUGAGGACUGCCCGAAGACGACAACAACAUACAAGCUACACUUCUCUGGAGUCCAGAGGCUAGGUCGUCCAACAUCUCGGUCACAUCAUCACCCAUCCUACCUGACUCACGUGUCCCACUUGGAGGCAUGACUAGAGAUGACAAGUAGUAAACCAAAGUAGCCUACUAACGCCUGCUACCUGAAAUGAAGCCAAACAUUGCCGUUUGGGUUUAUCCUUUCCCUCCUUUUGCCUAUUUCUUAGAAAAAUGCAGUGAUGGCUUGUAGCGGUGUAAAAUCUUCUCCAACAACAUAAAUGUAAUGUACUAUACAUGCUACGUGACUUGACUAGAUCAGAUUUGUGCAUCCGUCCAGUAUGUGGUCCAUUGUGUGAAGUUUGAGGAAGUGUGUGUUUAAAAAAAAAAA